AUGGCGUCCUCCGAGGUUGACCAAAAGUUUCUCGGCAAGCUGGCCAAAGCUGUCGAGAAUGAUAACCCUCUCUUGGCCAACAUGCUCUUCAAGAUUCUGGGCUUGUCUCUGAACCUUGCCGAACAACUUGUUGCUGCGAAGAAGCAGCGUCGACCUGACUAUGAGCCAUCGCCCAACGCGAUACGGCGUGUGCUACGGAUCAUAUGGCUCUCUCGAGAAGGCAAAAUAAUGCUCGAGCAAUAUGUCCUACCGAUGGUCGGAAACUAUGUCGAACUCAAGGUCCUUGCCUACAAGCUCCGUGCUUCUUUCUAUCACAUCUUUGCUCUCUUUGGUAACUUGCCCUCAGUCUCGCACCUUGGCAGGCAAACGCCGGAUGUAACGGCUGCAUUGGCAUCGCGCAUGGACAAGGGAAAGGGACGCGCCGCCGACCUGGAAGCUGACUCAAGACCUUCGUCUGUUCAGCCAACUCACCCCCUAGAAGGAGGGCCUGUGCUGCCUCCGCCAGGCUUCGAGAACAUCCCUUUGUCGCCAAAUUUCCUCAUUCCAGCCAAAGACUACCUGCCCGAAGCCAAACAGCACUUUCAAGAGGCCAUACAGCUAGCUGAUUCGAUGCUAUGGGGAUCCCAUUCUCUUCGACUGUCAGUCAAAACCGAAUAUGCUGCGUUCUUGUAUGAAUGCGCCCACGACGCUGAGGGCAGUCGGAAAGUCGCCAAAGAUACCAUUGCAGAGGUAUACGAAGCCACGGAGGGAAUGGACGACGACAUGUUUGGCGAUGCUUGCGAGCUGGUCACUGUCCUGGGCAAGAUGAUGAAGCGUGGCCUCGGUACCAGCGGCGCUAUGCGCAAGGCCCCAGCUAUGAAUCAGAACUUGGUGCCGAGGGCUGUACCUCCUCCCGGGAUGGAGAACCCAAUAUGA
Molecule: messenger RNA, 915 nt
Organism: Fusarium pseudograminearum CS3096
Lineage: Eukaryota; Fungi; Ascomycota; Sordariomycetes; Hypocreales; Nectriaceae
Exons: 1
Coding region: 1-915 (304 amino acids)
Biological process (GO): signal transduction
Cellular component (GO): cytoplasm
Source: RefSeq, a predicted model, not a curated record